Molecule: messenger RNA, 1226 nt
Organism: Hypomesus transpacificus
Lineage: Eukaryota; Metazoa; Chordata; Actinopteri; Osmeriformes; Osmeridae
Product: claudin-4-like
Exons: 1
Coding region: 193-852 (219 amino acids)
Biological process (GO): cell adhesion; bicellular tight junction assembly
Cellular component (GO): bicellular tight junction; plasma membrane
Molecular function (GO): structural molecule activity
Source: RefSeq, a predicted model, not a curated record
AUUAGUCCUCCCCCAUUUGUAGACAGACAAGAGAAGCAAGCACAUCCACAAAAGUACAAAGUUUCUGCUCAGAGUGUGGGAGACAAAGAACUGCCAGGCCUACGUCACAAGAGAGAAAGAGAGAGAAGAUAAAGGACACAGACCGACUGGACUUGAUUUGAACUAAAACAAAGAAACAACAACUAAUCUAAGAUGGUGUCCGCUGGGAUGCAGAUGCUGGGUACAGCCCUGGGGCUCAUAGGCUGGAUUGGAGCCAUAGUAGUGUGCGCCAUGCCCAUGUGGCGAGUCUCAGCCUUCAUCGGCAGCAACAUUGUCACCUCGCAGACCAUCUGGGAAGGUAUCUGGAUGAACUGUGUGGUGCAGAGCACAGGCCAGAUGCAGUGCAAAAUCUACGACUCCAUGCUGGCCCUCAGCUCUGACCUCCAGGCGGCGAGAGCCCUGACCAUCCUCUCCAUCGUGGUGGGCAUCAUGGGCAUCCUGCUGUCCGUGGCCGGAGGGAAGUGCACCAACUGCGUUGAGGACGAGGCGUCCAAGGCUAAAGUGGGCGUGGCCUCCGGGGUGACGUUCAUUGUGGCCGGGGUGCUCUGUCUGAUCCCCGUCUGCUGGACAGCCAACACCGUCAUCCAGGACUUCUACAACCCGCUCCUGGUCAGCUCCCAGAAGAGAGAGCUCGGGGCCGCGCUCUACAUUGGGUGGGGGGCCGCCGCGCUCAUGCUCAUCGGAGGGGGCCUGCUGUGCUGCAACUGCCCUCCCAAAGAGGAUAAGUCCUACAACGCCAGAUAUAAGGCGGCUCCCAGGGCAGGACCCAGGUCUGAGAGCUCAGCACCUGCAUCUGGAAAGGACUAUGUGUGAACGGAUCAAGACUACUGAGGUCUGUCUUUGUGUACAGCUGAGAUCAGGCAGAACUGUGUAUUGAGGCCGUCAAACCCAACACUGCUUGAUAGGGGGAUGUGUUUUUUAGAGGAGCUUUGCAAUGAAAAACUCUGAGUUUGUGGGUUGAGUUAAAGUUACAGAAGCCACGCCUGAAAAAAAAGAACCGAAUGUUUUGUCUUCAGUUAUGUACUGGUAUAUUAUUAUAUUUGACAUUUUGUAUGGUGUGUAUGUAAAUACAUGUUUCUGUGUUUUGUACUUUUCACUGUUUAUCCUAAAUGUGUAAUCUUACCUUAUGAGGACUGUUUUCUUUUUACAACACACAACUAUUAAUUAAUAAAUACUUUUUAUUUUUA